UACAAAACCCUAAUAAUAAAAGGGUCGGCAAAGCCCCCAAAUCCGCGAGAAAGAUUGAGCGAGCGAGCGAGCGACUUCCGGCUGCCUUCCUCAAUCUUCGUCUCGAUCUGCUCCAAGUCGUUUCCACUUCUUCUUCCUCCUCGUCGGGAACCCUAAAGAGAACGAGAAUGGAUCAACAGCAGCAGCAGCAGAUCGCGGCAAUUCUUGGGGCGGCGGAAUCGGGGCCCUUCGAGUCUCUGAUUGGCCAGCUGAUGUCGGCCUCCAACGAGCAGCGCGCUCAGGCGGAGUCCCUCUUCAACCUCUGCCGUGACCUCCACCCGGACGCCCUCGUCCUCAAGCUCGCCUCCGUAUUGCACUCCUCUCCCUCCCCCGACCUCCGAGCUAUGUCCGCCGUCCUCCUCCGCAAGCUCCUCACCCACCGCGGCGGCGGCGAUUCCGAUGCCCCCCUCUGGCCCCGCCUUUCCCCUUCCUCCCAAUCUUCCCUCAAGUCUCUCCUCCUAUCGGUCCUCCAUCGCGAACCCGACCGCUCCAUCGCCAAGAAGGUCGCCGACACCGUCUCCGCCCUCGCCGUCUCCCUUCUCCCCGAUGCCGCCUGGAACGACCUGCUUCCCUUCCUCUUCCACGCGGUCUCCGCACCCGAUACCAGCCCCCGCCUCCAGGAGUCCGCCCUCCUCGUCUUCGCCCAGAUCGCCUACGUCCUAGCCGAUGAUGCCUCCUUCGUCGGGCCCCACCUUCCGACCCUCCACUCCCUUCUCCUUUCCGCCCUCUCCCACCCUUCUUCUCCCGACGUCCGUGUUUCUGCACUCUCUGCGGCUGUCAACCUCGUCACCUCUCUCGAGUCUGCUGCCGACCGCAACCGCCUCGCCGAUCUCCUUCCCGCCAUGAUGCGCACCCUCACCGAGUCGCUCAACUCUGGGCAGGAGGCCGCCGCUCAGGAGGCCCUUGAGCUCCUCGUUGAGCUGGCUGGAGCAGAGCCACGGUUUCUUCGCCGACAGCUGGCUGAUGUGGUCGGUGCCAUGCUGCAGAUUGCGGAGGCUGAUGGACUCGAGGAGGGCACACGCCACCUGGCGAUCGAGUUCGUCAUCACCCUUGCGGAGGCGAGGGAGCGUGCCCCUGGGAUGAUGCGGAAGCUACCCCAGUUUGUUAGCCGGCUCUUUGCUGUGCUCAUGAAGAUGUUGCUGGAUAUAGAGGAUGAUCCUGCCUGGCACAGCGCAGAGGUUCAGGAUGAGGAUGCUGGGGAAACUAGUAAUUAUGGGGUGGCCCAGGAGUGCCUCGAUCGUCUUGCCAUCGCAGUUGGUGGAAACACAAUCGUGCCAGUUGCCUCAGAACUGCUGCCAGCCUACCUUGCCGCACCUGAGUGGCAGAAACACCAUGCAGCCCUAAUCACUCUUGCUCAGAUCGCUGAAGGUUGCUCAAAGGUGAUGUUAAAAAACCUGGAGCAGGUGAUAACCAUGGUCCUAAGCUCAUUCCAGGAUCCCCAUCCUCGAGUUCGUUGGGCAGCAAUUAAUGCUAUUGGACAGUUGUCGACGGAUCUGGGACCGGAUUUGCAAGUCCAAUAUCACCAGAGAGUGCUCCCAGCAUUGGCAACAGCGAUGGAUGAUUUCCAGAAUCCCCGUGUGCAGGCGCACGCAGCUUCGGCAGUUCUGAAUUUCUGUGAGAACUGCACUCCUGAUAUUUUGACACCUUACCUAGAUGGGAUUGUCGGAAAAUUACUUGUGCUUCUGCAGAAUGGGAAGCAGAUGGUGCAAGAAGGAGCUUUAACAGCCUUGGCCUCAGUGGCAGAUUCAUCACAAGAACAUUUCCAGAAGUACUAUGAUGCUGUUAUGCCUUACCUCAAAGUUAUAUUAAUGAAUGCAACUAACAAGUCAAACAGGAUGCUUCGUGCGAAAUCGAUGGAGUGCAUAAGUUUGGUUGGAAUGGCAGUGGGCAAGGAGAAGUUCAGGGAUGAUGCUAAACAGGUAAUGGAAGUUCUGAUGGCAUUGCAAGGAUCACAGAUGGAGACAGACGACCCUACCACAAGCUACAUGCUUCAGGCAUGGGCCAGGUUGUGCAAAUGCUUGGGACAGGAUUUUCUACCUUACAUGAGUGUUGUUAUGCCCCCAUUACUUCAAUCUGCUCAGCUGAAACCAGAUGUGACUAUUACUUCAGCAGAUUCAGACGAUGAUAUCGAAGAUUCAGAUGAUGAAAGUGUUGAAACAAUCACUCUUGGAGAUAAAAGGAUAGGUAUUAGGACUAGUGUCUUGGAGGAAAAAGCUACAGCCUGUAACAUGCUCUGUUGCUAUGCUGAUGAGCUCAAGGAGGGCUUCUACCCAUGGAUUGAUCAGGUUGCUCCUACAUUGGUACCUCUUCUUAAAUUUUAUUUCCAUGAAGAAGUGAGGAAGGCUGCUGUUGCAGCCAUGCCGGAACUGCUACGAUCAGCAAAACUAGCAAUUGAAAAGGGGCAAGCUCAAGGUCGUGAUGAAACAUAUGUUAAACAAUUAGCAGACUAUAUCAUUCCAGCUCUUGUUGAAGCAUUGCAGAAGGAACCUGAAACAGAAAUCUGCGCUAGCAUGCUGGAUUCACUAAAUGAAUGCAUGCAGCUUGCUGGAUUACUUCUUAGUGAAAACCAAGUCAGAAGCAUAGUUGAUCAAAUAAAGCAUGUCAUAACAGCAAGUGCAGCUAGGAAAAAGGAAAGGGCAGAACGAACAAAGGCAGAAGACUUCGAUGCAGAGGAAGAAGAGGUGCUUAAAGAAGAAAAUGAGCAAGAGGAAGAAGUGUUUGAUCAGGUUGGGGAUUGCCUGGCCACUUUGAUCAAAACCUUUAAGGCUUCUUUCUUACCGUUCUUUGAUGAGCUCUCUCUCUAUAUAACUCCAAUGCUGGGCAAGGAUAAAACAGCUGAGGAGAGAAGGAUUGCCAUUUGCAUCUUUGAUGAUGUUGCAGAACAAUGCCAGGAAGCAGCUCUGAAAUAUUAUGAUACCUAUCUUCCUUUCCUAUUAGAAGCAUGCAAUGAUGAGAAUGCAGAUGUUAGACAGGCUGCUGUUUAUGGAGUUGGUGUUUGUGCUGAAUUUGGUGGUUCUGUGUUUCGGCCUCUGGUUGGAGAGGCCCUGUCAAGGUUGAAUAAUGUUAUUAGACAUCCUGAUGCAAUGCACUCGGACAAUGUAAUGGCAUAUGACAAUGCUGUUUCAGCUCUUGGAAAAAUAUGCCAGUUUCAUCGUGAUGGUAUUGAUGCAACUAAGGUUUUUCCUGCUUGGUUGGGCUGCUUGCCGAUUAAAAAUGACUUAAUUGAGGCUAAAAUAGUUCAUGAACAACUUUGUUCUAUGAUUGAAAGGUCGGAUAGGGAGCUUUUAGGCCCAAACAACCAGCAUAUUCCUAAAAUAGUUUCUGUGUUUGCCGAGGUUUUGUGUGCAGGAAAAGAUCUGGCCACAGAACAAACCAUCAGCCGGAUGAUCAAUCUCUUGAAGCAGAUUCAGCAGACAUUACCACCGGCUGUCCUUGCCUCAACCUGGUCUACCUUGCAGCCUCAGCAGCAGCUUGCACUGCAGUCUAUAUUAUCUUCAUAACUCCCCGGAUGUUGUUGCCGCUUGUCAAACCAUACUUUCUGGUUCACAUGUCUUCCUAGUUUAUAUCAUUAUUGCUUAUCAUUCUUUAUGUCUAUUCAUCGAGUCCAUUGAAGCGUGAGGGCAGAUUGAGUUUUCUUUAUGCUGCAAGGGAAUUUUGCAAUUUUGGUGGGGUGGUGUAUAAAUUUGACUCCCGGAUGUGUAUUUGCUAUCUGAGGUGUACAUUGUGAAAGGGUGAAGAAGUUUGUUCUUGUUGAAUUCUUCUGGUUAUAGUGGAAGGGGAUUGGUUGAAGAGGCUGUUGCAGUCAUGUCGAUUACAAUGAUUUGGCACCAAGUGUGGAUGGAUUUGUGAAUGUUCAUAUAGUAACUACCUUGUGGUUAGUGUCGUUUGGUCA
Musa acuminata subsp. malaccensis (wild Malaysian banana) is the source of this 3931-nucleotide messenger RNA. RefSeq lists its product as uncharacterized. Gene Ontology annotation, molecular function: protein binding; nuclear import signal receptor activity. Gene Ontology annotation, biological process: protein import into nucleus. The record is from RefSeq and is a predicted model, not a curated record. NCBI's taxonomy places the organism in Eukaryota, Viridiplantae, Streptophyta, Magnoliopsida, Zingiberales, Musaceae. Gene Ontology annotation, cellular component: cytoplasm; nucleus.